GGAAGUUGCAGUUGCAGUUGCAGUCGCAGUCGCAGUUGCAUGCUCCGUCCCCGUAACCUUAGAACCUUGCUCCUUGCUCCUUGCUCGCCUUUUUCUCUCCCCGGUAGCCAAAGAUUUGUUAAUCCAGGGGGAAAACUCCAAGAAGAGGAUGAUGAGUAUCUGGGGUUGAAUCGAACGUCCUUACUGGUCCGUUGGUAGGAUCAUCAGCAUAAUUUCGAGAGAGUUUCCUGAAGUGGCACCGAUUCUUGGACUGCACUGCUGUAACUUUCAAUUUCUUUCGUUUCUGUCUUCAAGCCAACGUCUACACUCACUUCACAACAAGACGCUCAUUGACCAUCGGCAAAAGAUUGAAUCAAGAUACUCAGGAUAUAUAUUAAAUUGGAUCUCUUGCUGCAUUUGACAACUCUAUCCACCCACUUUCGUCGUCAAAGCUCCUACUAUCUGCCGAAGCCGACCUAUCUCGGCGCAAAUCAAAACAAGGAAGGUACAGAGAGAUACUAUCAUACUAAGGACAACGACAGCAUAUGUGGAGAGGGGCUGAAUAUAUACGGGCGCCAUAGCUCGUUCGAUCCAUUCCAGAAUUCACGAAGUUAUGGCCUCAUCUUAUGCGUUACCAGCUUCCGCGAUUACCAAUAGUCACCACGGACAUGGACAUGGACAUGGACAUUCCCAUUCCCAUUCAUCUUCACAUUCGCAUUCAAGCCGAUCCUCACAGUACUCUGCAAGCAGGUCGAGACCAUUGAAUCAAUCCAUCUCAAGUCUGCAUAGCCAUUCACGCGAUCAUUCCGAAACUCUCCAUGAGCAUGAGCAUGAACAUGAACACGAAAAUGAACACAAUCAUGGCCACUCCCACUCUCAUUCGCAUGGCCAUGCGCACAACCACAGCCAUGAUAACUCAACAUCAUAUCUGCCAUCACCGCCAUAUAGUGAAGCAACUCCCAUGUCUGCCAACUUCGAGAAAGGAGCAUAUGGGACGUACGAACCUCCGAUAAACGAUGUACAUGUUGACGCUCAUCACCAUCAUGAUCAUGACCAUCACAACCAUUCGCAUGGUACAGCCGAAACGAAGUCACGAUUUACUAGUUUGAUACUGCCAUACGCAUCCAGAUGGCCGCUUCUACAUGCAAUAUUAGCGAGUAAGGACUCGAGGAGGAUCUUUUAUUUUAUGACUCUUAAUUUUGCCUUUAUGAUCGUUCAAGCGUUUUACGGAUUCGUUACAGAUUCCCUCGGUCUUUUGAGCGAUAGUAUACACAUGUUUUUCGACUGUUUGGCACUUGGAGUGGGGUUGUUUGCUGCAGUCGCGAGUAAAUGGCCACCGAGUCAAAGAUUCCCAUACGGAUUUGGAAAAAUUGAGAGUUUGUCUGGGUUUGGCAAUGGAGUAUUCCUCAUACUUAUUAGCAUUGAGAUUAUGAUAGAAGCGACUGAAAGAUUAGCAGAAGGACGAGAAACAAAACGCUUGAUGGAACUUUUUGUUGUCAGUUCGUUGGGAUUGGCAGUUAACUUAGUUGGCAUGGCUUGCUUCGGUCAUCAUCAUCAUGGACACGACCACGGUGAUCAUGAUCAUGGUCAUUCGCAUGGACAUUCUCAUUCUCACUCCCACGACUCUCAUUCCCAUGACUCUCACUCCCACUCCGGAUCUUGCGAUCACGGUCAUAAGAAACAGCCCUCAAUUCUCCACGAUGACAAUUCACAUUCACAUUCACAUGGUGGCCAUUCGCAUGAUAACGAAAACAUGAGAGGUAUCUUUCUUCAUGUACUCGCAGAUACAAUGGGCAGUGCUGCAGUCAUUGUCUCUACUGUAUUAAUACACUUUGUUGGAUGGUCAGGCUGGGAUCCUCUCGCAUCUUGUCUCAUCGCCAUUCUUAUUUUCCUUUCCUCGAUUCCUCUUGUCAAAAGUAGUGCGAAGAAAUUGCUUUUGACAGUUCCUGAUGAUACCGAAUACAAUUUACGAAACACGUUGGCUGGUGUAAGUGAUUUACGUGGAGUUCAAGCCUACACCGUCCCAAAGUUUUGGCUAGGCGAUAAAAAUCAAACAGUAUUGGGAGUCAUGCAUGUUGUUGCUACCAGAGGAUCAGAUCUUGAAGAUGUCUUGACGAGAACGAGAGCAUUUCUUUUAAGUAAAGGUGUGGAUGUUGUGGUACAGGUUGAGAAAGAUGGAGAUGGUAGUUGUUGGUGUGGAGGAGCAGGUAAUAGCAGUCGAUCGAACACGAAUUCGAGAUUUUCCUAGUUGCACAAGAAUUAUGGACAAAAUCUCCUUUUUGGAAGAAAUAUCAUGGGAUGACGACAGGAUUGAAAUAGGAUAUUCAUGAAUUGAUGGAUAUUUUUAUGACGGAAAAGGUGUACGUGCAAAUAGCAUUUAGAUCAUAUCAGCAUAGCAGUACGUGAGUUGAGUUGGAAUGAAAUGACACCAUGUAUAUCUUCA
Messenger RNA from Botrytis cinerea B05.10, 2422 nucleotides. RefSeq names its product Bcmsc2 (gene Bcmsc2). The record is from RefSeq and is a predicted model, not a curated record. The transcript has 3 exons. Gene Ontology annotation, biological process: intracellular zinc ion homeostasis; zinc ion transport; transmembrane transport. Bases 593 to 2227 code for a protein of 544 amino acids. NCBI's taxonomy places the organism in Eukaryota, Fungi, Ascomycota, Leotiomycetes, Helotiales, Sclerotiniaceae. Gene Ontology annotation, molecular function: zinc ion transmembrane transporter activity. Gene Ontology annotation, cellular component: Golgi apparatus; membrane.